GGACAGGCGGCGCGCCUGAGGCGGGCGCGGGCGGGGCCCGGCGCUGCGGGGCCAUGGCGGCCGCGGGCUCCGCUCCGGAGGCGCGUCCCGAAGGGCAGGAGCCCCUGCUGGGGGCCGCGGGGGCCGCGGCGGAUGAGGACGACGAGGAGGAGAGCAGGGAUGUUGUGGAAACACAGGAACAUUAUAAGAGCAGAUGGCGAUCCAUCUGGAUCAUGUACCUGACAAUGUUUCUCAGUAGUGUAGGUUUCUCAAUUGUAAUUAUGUCUGUAUGGCCAUAUCUCCAAAAGAUUGACCCGACAGCGGAUGCGAGUUUCUUGGGCUGGAUUAUAGCUUCAUACAGCAUUGGCCAAAUGGUGGCCUCUCCCCUCUUUGGCCUGUGGUCCAACUACAGGCCCAGGAGAGAACCUCUGCUCAUUUCCACUGCUAUUUCAGUGGCUGCUAAUUGUCUCUAUGCCUACGUCCACGUGCCCCGUUCCCACAACAAGUACUACAUGCUGACUGCCCGUGCUCUCGUGGGCUUUGGAGCAGGAAAUGUGGCUGUGGUUCGAUCGUAUAUUGCGGGUGCCACUUCUCUGACGGAAAGAACCAGUGCCAUGGCCAAUACCAGUGCCUGCCAAGCAGUUGGUUUCAUAUUAGGGCCAGUUUUUCAGACAUGUUUUACACUUAUUGGAGAAGAAGGAGUAACGUGGAAAUUCCUUUGUCUUCAGCUGAAUAUGUACACAACACCAGUUUUAUUUGGAGCUCUCUUAGGAGUUAUUAAUAUCAUUCUCAUUUUUGCCAUAUUCAGGGAGCAUCGAGUGGAUGACACGGGACGGCAGUACAAAAAUAUCAAUUCUGAUGGAGAAGGAAGUGAUGUUCUGGAUCAGAACACAGAAGGAAGUAUUGACCACGUUGCUGUGGUAGCACUCAACAUUCUCUUCUUUGUCAUCUUGUUUGUGUUUGCUGUCUUUGAAACGAUAGCUACUCCACUGACCAUGGAUAUGUAUUCCUGGACCAGGAAAGAAGCUGUUUUUUAUAAUGGAAUAAUCCUUAGCGCCAUUGGCAUUGAAUCAGUUAUUGUUUUCAUGGUGGUUAAAACACUGUCCAAAAAGACUGGUGAGCGUGCCAUACUCCAUGCAGGCUUACUGAUUGUCUUGGUUGGAUUCUUUAUCUUACUGCCCUGGGGGAAGAAACUUCCAAAUAUCCAGUGGCAAGAAAUAAAGAACACCUCCAUUCCCAGAACAGCCCCCAGUGAAAUGUUAGCGCCUUUCUGGAGCUUGCCAGAGCUGCAGCUGCCGUCCAACCACACAGCAGAGCCCGUGGGCUGCCCUGUCACACAGUCCUGGUGCCUCAACACUCCCAUGAUCUACCUGGCCCAGUACAUCAGCUCUGAUGUGCUCAUAGGGCUGGGCUAUCCUGUUUGUAAUGUCAUGUCCUACACUUUAUACUCCAAAGUCCUAGGACCAAAGCCUCAGGGUGUCUACAUGGGAUGGUUGACAGCCUCUGGAAGUGGAGCACGGAUCCUUGGGCCCGUUUUUGUGAGCCAAAUCUACACUCACCUGGGGCCACGCUGGGCAUUCAGCUUGAUCUGUGGAGUAGUUGUAGUCUCUCUCUUACUCUUGGAGAUAGUAUACAAGAGACUAAUUGCAUUUUCUGUCAGAUAUGGGAGGAUGCAGGAGGAGAAUUGUUAAAUACGUAUUUAAAAAAAACCCCAAACGGUAAAACCAAGCAGAAGUAAUACUUAGAUUAUUGCUGCUUUUGAACGAGGAGUACCUAAGCACUGACCUUGCUGGCUGUGUGCUAACAACUGUACACCUGUACUUACACAUUGACAGAACACUUAACUUGGUCAUACCCCAACACCUGGUUACCCCUGCUGCAUUUUGGGGUUUGUGUCCUGCUUUUCUAGCAGCAGAGGAAGGAAUGUGAUGGGUUAGAGCAAUACAAUGGCACAUUUGAAGUGUGUACAGUUUAUAUGAUGUACAUGUGCACUGAGGGCAGCUGUGAAGGUCAUAGGUUAUGUGCAUCCUUUCCAGAAAGAAAUUGAUUCUUGAUUCUGUGAAUCGGGAUUAGUAACUCUUUUGUAACUACAAGAUUAGUUGAGCUGCAUGCACUUUGUAUGGAGACACCACUACCUGAGCAAACCUUCUGAUGCUGGGUUUGUUGGCUUGCAAGCACUGGUUAAUACAGGCCAUGGUUCUGGGACCUGGCACAUCUCCUCCAGGAUUCCAAAUGACAGGUGACACAAGCACAGAGGAAGGUAGGUGCCUCCCACACAGGUAGCUGAUGUGAGAUUUUGGUCUUCAAGUUGACCAAGAGCCAUUGAAAAUCAGUUUCAGUAGCUGUUACUUGAACUCCAGUGACCCAAAGUUGCAAUUUUUCCUCUACUGUUUUGCUGAACGCCUUUUUGUAGCAAGAAGGAUAACCGUGAAAAUGAAAUAUGCACAGCUUUUCUUGACUACAAGAAAAACACUCUAAGCACAAUAGUUUAUACUUUUGUGCUUGGUGAGAGUGAAUGCACUGUGCUGAGCAGUGGUGGUUAAUCAAGUGAAAGGAGAAAACUGGCUCCUGGGCAUUCACUGUUAUCUGCAGAGUUCUAUUUUUUCUGAUAUUAGGGUACAAGAAACAGGAAUUUACACUGUUUUAGUCAUUCAGACUUUAUUUUAAAAAGUGGGACUGUAAUUUUCCUUCAUAAUGGGGCCUAAGCUCAGCUGUACGGGUUUGUUUUGCUGUUUUAAUGCUACUGGGAAAAAAACCUCUGGAGUAAUCCAGUAUGAGAAUUGUGGCUGCUGUCUAACGUCUCUACUAUUUGAAUUUAAUAAAUGUAAUUAUGUAUUCAAACA
Molecule: messenger RNA, 2822 nt
Organism: Prinia subflava (tawny-flanked prinia)
Lineage: Eukaryota; Metazoa; Chordata; Aves; Passeriformes; Cisticolidae
Gene: MFSD8
Product: major facilitator superfamily domain containing 8
Exons: 12
Coding region: 54-1670 (538 amino acids)
Biological process (GO): transmembrane transport
Cellular component (GO): lysosomal membrane
Molecular function (GO): transmembrane transporter activity
Source: RefSeq, a predicted model, not a curated record